CACCAUACAGUAAACAUAAAACAUAAGUAAAUCCCAACCCACCCUUCCCCUUCCUUCACUUCACCCCCUAUAUAUAUACUCAACCUUGAAACAAUCCCAAUUCAUUACACCUCUCCUCUCUUGGACUUGUAUCAUUCAUACAUCAAAAGCACCUUUUUAUCUCCCUCUUGCUUUCUCCCUCCUUCUUUAAACACACAAUUAAAUUAGGUAACAAAAACAAUGGAUGGCAUGAGCUUAAGCUGCACAGAAGAAAGCACAACCAGCGACUCCAUAUCCAUUUCACCCAACAAUCAUCUUCUUCCUACUACUAUCGCUAUGUCCCCAAUUGCCAAGUCAUCACCCCACGCCCACAGCCUCUGCCGCCUCGGCAGCGGAGCCAGCAGCGUCAUUCUCGACUCCGAAAUCAGCAGCGGCGGCGGCGGCGGCGGCAUCGAAGCUGAGUCCCGCAAGCUUCCCUCCUCCAAAUACAAGGGCGUCGUUCCCCAGCCCAACGGCCGCUGGGGCGCCCAGAUUUACGAGAAGCACCAGCGCGUCUGGCUUGGUACCUUCAACGAGGAGGACGAGGCGGCCAAGGCUUACGACGUCGCCGCCCAGCGCUUCCGCGGCCGCGACGCCGUCACCAACUUCAAGCCCUCCCCCACCGCCACCGGCACCGACGACGACGAAAGCGACGACGUCGAGGCCGCCUUCCUCAAUACUCAUUCCAAGUCCGAAAUCGUCGACAUGCUGAGGAAGCACACUUACAAUGACGAGCUGGAGCAGAGCAAGCGCAACAACUACGGCUUCCUCGACGCCAACGGGAAGCGGGCCAGGGCCCACGGCCCAUUGGGCCCGUUCGGGUCCGACCGGGUCCCGAAGGCGCGUGAGCAGCUUUUCGAGAAAGCGGUGACCCCGAGCGAUGUCGGGAAGUUGAACCGUCUCGUGAUCCCAAAGCAGCACGCUGAAAAGCACUUUCCGUUACAAAGCGGAAACAACUUCAACAACCACACUAGCACUAGCACGAGUGGCGGUUCUGCUUGCAAAGGCGUGCUUUUGAAUUUUGAGGACGUCGGGGGAAAAGUAUGGAGGUUCAGGUACUCGUACUGGAACAGCAGUCAAAGUUACGUGUUGACCAAAGGGUGGAGCCGGUUCGUGAAGGAGAAGAACCUGAAAGCCGGUGACAUUGUGAGCUUCCAGAGGUCGACGGGACAGGACAAGCAGCUUUAUAUCGAUUGGAAGCCCAGGAUGAAUGUGAAUAAUAAUAAUAACAGUGGUGUUGGGUCGAACCCGGUUCCGGUUCAGCAGGUUCAGAUGGUUCGGCUAUUUGGGGUCAACAUUUUCAAAAUACCUGGGAGCGGGGGUGGGGCUGUCGUGGAUGCUGCGACUGCUGCUAUUGGUGGAGGUUCUUGCAAUAAUAAUAUAAAUAAUGUUGGGAAAAGAAUGAGGGAGAUGGAGUUGUUGGAAUUAGAGUUUAGCAAGAAGCCAAGGAUCAUUGGAGCUUUGUAACCAUUUUUUUUCUUUCUGUUUUUACUUCCUUUUGCCCUUUUUUGUGAAGUUGCAAAAAGAAAAAAGAAAAAAAGAAAAAAAAAGGGGGCGAAUUGUAAAUUAGUUGGCAAAAAGAAAAGAAAAACAAAUGCUUAAGCUGAAGAAAGCAAAGCUUUGAAAUUAGGUGCAGCAAAUUAAUUUGAUAAAGAAUUUAUUUCAAUCUCAAAGGAUAAGUGUCAA
Messenger RNA from Prunus dulcis (almond), 1704 nucleotides. Its product is annotated as AP2/ERF and B3 domain-containing transcription factor RAV1-like. Gene Ontology annotation, biological process: regulation of DNA-templated transcription. Gene Ontology annotation, molecular function: DNA-binding transcription factor activity; DNA binding. The transcript has a single exon. The coding region runs from base 220 to 1485 and encodes 421 amino acids. NCBI's taxonomy places the organism in Eukaryota, Viridiplantae, Streptophyta, Magnoliopsida, Rosales, Rosaceae. The record is from RefSeq and is a predicted model, not a curated record.